Molecule: messenger RNA, 774 nt
Organism: Rana temporaria (common frog)
Lineage: Eukaryota; Metazoa; Chordata; Amphibia; Anura; Ranidae
Gene: PPIL3
Product: peptidylprolyl isomerase like 3
Exons: 7
Coding region: 117-602 (161 amino acids)
Biological process (GO): protein folding; protein peptidyl-prolyl isomerization
Cellular component (GO): catalytic step 2 spliceosome
Molecular function (GO): peptidyl-prolyl cis-trans isomerase activity
Source: RefSeq, a predicted model, not a curated record
GUGCUGGGCGGAACCGGAAGUUAGUUCCCAGGAAACGUAGAACGGUGGACAGGAAGUAGUGCGGCGGCCAUAUUGGUGCACCCAGAGGAGAGAAGAGGAUCGGGGGAGGGGACAGGAUGGCGGUGACGUUGCACACAGAUUUGGGGGAUAUGAAGAUUGAAGUGUUCUGUGAGAGGGCGCCCAAGGCCUGCGAGAACUUCUUGGCGUUGUGCGCCAGCAACUACUACAACGGCUGCCUCUUCCACCGCAACAUCAAAGGCUUCAUGGUGCAGACGGGGGACCCCACCGGGACGGGGAAGGGGGGGCUGAGCAUCUGGGGACGGAAAUUCGAAGAUGAAUAUAGUGAAUAUCUCAAGCACAGCGUGCGCGGCGUGGUCUCCGUGGCCAAUAACGGCCCCAGCACCAACGGAUCCCAGUUCUUCAUCACCUACGCCAAGCAACCCCACCUGGACAUGAAGUACACCGUGUUCGGAAAAGUGAUCGAUGGUCUGGACACUCUGGAUGAGUUGGAGAAGCUUCCGGUCCAUGAGAAGUCGUUUCGCCCGCUGACAGAAGUGCGGAUAAAAGAUGUCUCCAUUCACGCCAACCCGUUUGCCCUCUGACCUCUGUCGGGUCGGAGGUGAACUUUGUCCGUCUGUGCUCAUCUGUAUCAGAUGUUACAUUGUGGCGAGGGAACCAGCAGGAUGUGUGCUGCACUACUGCUGCUGUUUGUGAUCUCUUUUAAUUUUUUUUUUUCUACAUGAAAAUUGUUUUGUCAAAAAUAAAACUUUUUUU